AUGGCAGACCCACCGGUGGCAGAAGCUAAACGUCGACACCACGCAGCUAAGUCUGGAUUAGCCGGCCGAACGAGUUUCAAUGCUCCUCCACGCUCUAAGAUGAAGUUAUGGAAAGGUGCUACACUUGCCUUCAUGCUCUGUGGCGCUGCCUUAUCUGCUGUGCUCCUUAGAAACAUGACCACUCUGGGACAGAUCCGAGCCAACACCAAACACCCUCAAACUCCCUCUGCGAAUCACUCCAAAUCUACUUCACGAACUCUUUCAAACUCCUCAAGCACCAAAUCUAGAGCGGAGACGUCAGCCAUGGGUGGUCCGCGCCGGAGAGCCAGAUCCACCGAUGACAUGAGCUCGCUUCUCUCGGAGUUCACGCUGAUGUUCCAGAGCUUCACGGAGAGCGAGCUGCAGCACGUGGUGGGGGCGCUGUUGGACCGGAAGAGGCGCAGGAGUCGCCUGGACCAGAGCCGCAGGACUAAGAGGGCGCGCAGGCCCAAACCCUGCUCGGUCAGAGAGCUAAAGCUAACAGUGAGCGAACUGGGCCUGGGCUACGAGAGCAACGAGACCAUGUUGCUGCGCUACUGCAGCGGCAAGUGCAUAGGCCACCGGAACAACUAUGACAUCACCAUGGAGCACAUGAUGAGGACUGGCUUCAAGAAGAGAGGCCGCAAAGACAAGGUGAGCAACGGGCCCUGCUGCCGGCCCACCGCCUUUGAAGAAGACUUUUCCUUUUUGGACGAUAACUACAAAUAUCGUACGAUACAGAACUUAUCAGCUAAGAACUGUGGGUGUGUAUGA
Molecule: messenger RNA, 792 nt
Organism: Knipowitschia caucasica
Lineage: Eukaryota; Metazoa; Chordata; Actinopteri; Gobiiformes; Gobiidae
Source: the annotation of a GenBank genome assembly